UAGUAGUCCUCUCACAGAAUUCAAAAGCUUGCCUGGUAACGUGACCUACAUCGUGCAAGAUUACGAGAAGGCUCUGACAAGCAAUUUGGAGGAAGCCCUCAAAAAUGAUGGGGAGGGUUAUGGCUCAUCUGUUGGAAAAGGUUAAGAGUACUGGUUUUCUAAAUCCCUUCAAAUUCAAAACCGAGAAGAUGGAGAGGGUUAGAGAAAUCCUGAUGAGGUUUGGCUUUCUAAAGGACACGUACCCUUACCAACCUGAGCUUUCACGUCAUGUCGUAUUGGUUGCACUACUGAGUUGCGUGUUUUUUAGCUGCUUCGACAUUAUGCAGACUCUUAAGGAUGACAACAGCAUUGUGUGGUGGACUGUACAUGUCUGUUUGUUUGCAUUCUUCUAUUUCUUUUUACAGCCUUGGAUCCGAUUCUUUUCCCAGCCAUUGAUAGGGAAACCAAGCUAUUCCAAUCUUUAUAAAUGGUAUGUAUCUUGGCUUUUGGUAGCGGCUGUGUAUCAUCUUCCCAGUUCUCACUCAGUGGCAAUGUCUAUGAGAAUGAAUGUGUCUUUAUUUUUGACAACUUUUGCCUCUUCUAUAUUCUGUCUUCUCGCCUUCCACUGUAUUUUUAAGGGCAUCCAGUACAUUUUUCAAUGUGAUGAGACUCGACAGCUGCCAGAUAUAUGGACCAUUCUCCAAUUUUCUGCUGUUGUAAGCAUAGCCUGCUGUACUUUUCUGAGUCACUGUAAAGAGAGACCGCUUGAACAAAGUUAUUUGAUAGACAAAGUCUGCUCAUCUUGGCUUGCUCCGUUUGAGUCUGCGAGGUACUAUUAUUAUCAUCCGGCUGUUAUCUUGUGGGGCAGCGAUGGGAUAAUAUACGUUCCACUUUUUCCCAUGUGGGGCAAUCAAGGGAUAAUAUUCGUUCUUUAUGCCAAGUCAGCUAGCACUAGCAGUGAGUCAUCACCUGUGAGCUCUUCAGACGAAAUCUAUCACAUCUACUCAUGUUGGAUCACAUUUAUGGGCCUGUACAUUGCCAAUUAUGUAGCAGAGAGGUCAUUUGAACCAGGUGAAAAAUACAAGAAGAAUAAGCAAACGAAGCCUGAUUUUUUAGAUAUGGUUCCCUGGUAUUCAGGUACAUCAGCUGAUCUAUACAAGACUGUUUUUGACCUCAUGGUAUCAGUAAUUGUAUUCCUAGGUCGUUUUGACAUGCGUAUAUUGCAGGCAGCAAUGAAUCAAAUUCAAGUUGUGCCAAAAAAUAAGGAGGCUCAAGCUGGAAUUCAACAAGGAGAUUAUUUAUAUGAUCAUUUUAGUAAAGAAAAAGAACUAUGGUUCGACUUCAUAGCUGACACCGGUGAUGGUGGGAACUCAACUUAUACUGUGGCACGACUACUUGCUCAGCCGCAUAUUAAAACCAAUUCUGGAAUCUUAAAACGUGGAGACUUAUUACUCAUUGGUGGGGAUCUCGCGUAUCCCAAUCCCUCAGAGUUUACAUAUGAAAGGCGCCUCUUUCGUCCUUUUAAGUAUGCACUUCAGCCACCACCCUGUCAUGAACAGGGACGUAUGGGUGUCAAGAAGCUUGAUGAGAUGCCUCCCUGUUAUGAACAACAACGUAUGGCUGUCAACAAGUCUGCAAUCCCUCCUGGGAUGACUGAACAGAAGCAAGACAAAAAAAGCACCAAAAAACGAAGACAAUCAUUGUCAUAUAAUGGACCUCGGUGUUUUGCUAUUCCUGGAAACCAUGAUUGGUUUGAUGGACUUCACACCUUUACGAGAAAUAUAUGUCAUAGGAGCUGGUUGGGUGGGUGGUUCAUGCCUCAAAAGAAGAGUCAUUUUGCCUUGCAACUCCCUAUGGGAUGGUGGAUAUUUGGUCUUGAUCUUGCACUCGAUGGUGAUAUUGAUGUCUACCAAUUCGAAUUCUUCUCUAAAUUAGCUACCAAAAUGGUGAGAAGGACAAACUCAGUAAUCAUCAUGACACACCAACCAGAUUGGCUUCUUGAUUGGUAUGAGAAUGGUGAUUCUCGAAAAGAUGCUUCAGACUACAAAUCAAAUGGAAAUAAUGUCUCAGACCUGAUAUGUAACAUUUUAAAAGAAAAGUGUAAACUUCGAAUUGCUGGUGAUAUACAUCACUAUAUGCGCCACUCAGUUGUUAGAUCAGAUGAGUUAGAUAAUUCUCAGCCAAAAAGAAAGAAUGGACCAAUUUAUCCCCAACAUCUACUUGUAAAUGGUUGUGGUGGUGCAUUUGCACAUCCCACCCAUGUCUUUAGCGAUUUCAAUGAAUCUCAUGGAGUUUCCUAUAAGUGCAAACAUGCUUAUCCUCCUUAUAAAAUUUCAAGAAGGCUUGCAUUAAGAAAUAUUUGGAAUUUCAGAAAGGAAAAUUGGCAGUUUGACUUUAUUGGUGGCAUUAUUUACUUUAUGCUGGUCUUUUCUAUGUUCCCCCAGUGUGAGCUUGAUCACAUUUUCAAGGAAGAUUCAAUUUCUGGUUUCUCGAGGAGUUUCUUUGGCUCAGUGUGGAAUGCUUUUAUAUACAUGAUGGAUCUCUCUUAUGUGUCUCUGGGAGGUCCUACGCUAUUGCUAAUUCUGGCAGUUGCAUUUGUACCUUCCAAAGUGUCAUGUAAGACACGGGUUAUGAUUGGAGUUCUUCAUGUUUCUGCUCAUCUGGCCGCAGCUCUAAUUCUAAUGCUGGUGCUGGAAUUGGGUAUUGAGACCUUUGUCCGGCAUAAACUUGUAGCAACUUCAGGCUAUCACUCUUUAUAUCGGUGGCACCAAACUAUGUUCCAUAGGCACCUCCCAGUUCCAAUUGCCAUUCAAGAUAGUAUAAAACGAUGGACUUUUGGGCUUUAUCCGGCAUGUAUCAAGUAUCUCAUGUCUGCAUUUGAUCUACCAGAGCUCAUGGCUGUGACACGAAGCAAUAUUUGCAAGAAUGGGAUGGAGUCUAUCUCUCGAUGGGGUGCAAUCAUUUAUCAUGCUUCCAUCUUCCUUUAUUUCUGGGUCUUGUCAACCCCUGCAGUUUCCCUUGUAUUUGGAAGCUACCUAUACAUUUGCAUCAAUUGGUUUAACUUACACUACGAUGAAGCCUUCUCCUCACUUAGGAUUGCUGAUUACAAGGCAUUCACGCGAUUUCAAAUCAAACAUAAUGGUGAUCUUGAAGUUUUCACCCUUGCAGUUGAUAAGGUACCAGAGGAUUGGGAGCUGGAUCCUAAAUGGGAGGGGCCGAAUUCAAAUCAGUUGAGCCACCUUAGAGAGAAUCCCAGCCAAUGGAAAGCUGCUGAUUCGGAUCAAGAGCCGUUAAACACAGUUAGAAUUAUUGACAAAUUCGUUAUUCCACGAAAACAUGGUCCUGAAUCUCCUUAAUGAUACCAGGGGAAGUGAAACAGAAUAAUAAAUCCGAUUUCUUGGUCAAAUACUCACUGCCUAGGGCUGAUGAUAGCAACAAAUAAUGUUUUGUAAAGCAGUGCUACA
Quercus lobata is the source of this 3443-nucleotide messenger RNA. RefSeq lists its product as uncharacterized. The transcript has 15 exons. The record is from RefSeq and is a predicted model, not a curated record. NCBI's taxonomy places the organism in Eukaryota, Viridiplantae, Streptophyta, Magnoliopsida, Fagales, Fagaceae. The coding region runs from base 105 to 3335 and encodes 1076 amino acids.